This is a messenger RNA of Chiloscyllium plagiosum (whitespotted bambooshark), 1095 nucleotides long. NCBI's taxonomy places the organism in Eukaryota, Metazoa, Chordata, Chondrichthyes, Orectolobiformes, Hemiscylliidae. The record is from RefSeq and is a predicted model, not a curated record.
UCCAUCGCACCCAACAGCGCCGCCCGCCCCUCGCUCCCCACGUCUUUGACCUUUGCUAUUCUCUCCCUCCGCGCCACCCGGAAGGUUGCGGAAAAUACACGACCUCGUGAGCCUUGACGCUUUUCCUGCCCCCCACCCCCCCCCACUGGUAGCGCGAGGAUGUAAGUUCUUCCCGGGGCGCUACCAAGAUGGACGUGCGUCAGGACCGACGCUGAGGGCGGAAGAGGGGUUCCGUAGCUUGGGACCGGGCGGCAGGGAAGAGGGCCCGCAUGAUCUAGGAGCGGCCGCCCUCCCGCUGACCCCGCCCAGCCAGAAUCGGAGAUGGCGCGCGCGCCGGUGCGCAGCUCUCAGGCCAAGGUGGUCUCCAACAUCCUGGAGAAACACGGCUACCAGCUCGGGCAGUACCUGGGCAAGGGGGCGUAUGCCAUCGUGUGGGAGGCUUACUUCAAGAAGUGGCGCACCAACGUGGCCGUCAAGGUGCUGAUGAAGGACAAGGCUGAGGCGGAGUUCCUCAGCAAGUUCCUGCCGCGCGAGAUCCAGGUCUGGAAGGGCCUCAAGCACCCGAACCUGAUCAACUUCUACCAGUCGAUCGAGACCACCAAUCGGGUCUACAUCAUGCUGGAGCUGGCGCCCGGCGGGGAGGUGAUGGACAAGAUCCGCAUGAAGGGGGCGUGCGACGAGAGGACGGCGGGCAAGUGGUUCGAGCAGCUGUGCCAGGGCAUGGCCUACAUCCACAGCAAAGGCGUGGUGCACCGGGACCUGAAGCUGGAGAACCUGCUCCUGGAUCAGCACGACAACAUCAAGAUCUCCGACUUCGGCUUCUGCAAGUACGCCGCGACAGACGUGAAGAGUCUCAAGCAGGUCCAGCUCAGCGAGACCUACUGCGGCAGCUACGCCUACGUGCCCCCAGAGGUGCUGCAGGGCAUCCCCUACAACCCCUUCCUGUCGGACGUCUGGAGCAUGGGGGUCAUCCUGUUCACGCUGAGGACGGGCAAGCUGCCCUUCGACGACUCCAACCUGCGCCGGCUCCUCAAGCAGAUGAUCAAGGGCCCCAUCUUCACCCAGAAGCACGCGUCCAUUUCUCUGGAGUGUAAG